AUGACAAAACAAGGUAUUUCUUUCAUUGAUAUUAUUGGAUAUAAUCAAAUUAUAAAAAGAAGCUGAAAACAAAACUUCUUUUGUUGAGAAAUAAACAUUUUUUGACUCGGUGCGUCUGAUUAUUAAAUGGAUGACUUAUAAAAUACAGGACAAUACUAAAGGCCGUCAAUAAUACCAAGUCUAGCAUUGUUAUUUUAAUCACUGAUUUAUACAUUUGUUUCCGUAGAAUACCCUGCUGCUUUACAGAGGAGACUUGUAAUCUGUUACAUAGAAUUAUCACUUUUCUGUCUCACUAUUUUUGAUGUACUGAAAUAAUUACUUAUAAAAACAAGAGAAUUAUUAUUUUUCAAUCUCCAGGAUUUGUUUUGUUUUCGUAGUGCUUAUGGAUUGUUAAUUUUCUGUUGUGCUCAAAGAAAGAAUGUACGUUAUGGAAAAGAAAGGGGAACAGAAUGGGACUCAGUUUCUCUCGGUUGGAAACGGAAGUGUUAAAUCUAAAGACAUCGAAGCGCGUGCUUCCUUGACAAAAUCAACUUCCGGUCUGAGCAGCCUUAAGCAGAAGGAAACGAUUGUGUCUAUUUCCGGUGGGGAUAAAGGAUGUUAUUUUACCAGAGUACAAGUCGGUGUGUUUGUAUUUGCUUUAUUGUUGACACUAAGCGCCGUCGUGGUCCUUGUCGUUUGCUUCUCCGACUCGAACCGACAUUUCCACCGGCUGAACACACCUAUUGAAAAUGUGUGCAAGUGUGGAGCAACGGACCGUGUCAGUUACGUCACACAUCCAGAAAAUACAAUCUCGUUGCAUACGGCUCUUUCUUUUCGAAGUACUAGUGAACCUUUUACAUUUUCUGACCAACCGGAAAUAGGCAUUCGUCUGCCUGGUGACGUCAUACCUGUACACUAUGACAUAGACCUUGACGUCAAUAUAGAGAACGAGAACUAUACCGGAAGUGUUAAGAUUUUGACAAAUGUUAUCAAAAAUACGAAUUUGCUUAUUCUGCAUGUGAAACCCUUUGUUUUAACAGUGUCAGAAGAUGAAAUUUUUAUUUACCCUGUGAAAAAAGGUGAAACAAAUGACACGGACAAUAAAAGUUUUAUACCCAUUGUUAGACAGUUUAUGGAUUUUGACAAAGAAAUACACGCGGUAGAAUUGAAAGAACCAAUGAGAAAAGAGCUCCAGUAUAUAAUAUAUGUAAGAAAAUUCCGAGGCCUUUUGAUGGCGGACUUAAAGGGGAUGUACCUGAGUUCUUAUAAAAACAAAGAUGGCGAAAAAAGAAACCUUAUAGCAUCCCAACUUCAAUCAACAGAUGCACGAAAAGUUUUCCCUUGUUUUGAUGAACCAUCCAUGAAAGCUACGUUCUCAGUGUCAAUCACACAUUCCUCGGAAUACACGGCCUUGUGUAAUAUGCCUGUACAGUCAGAGAAAUGUGUUGACGAUUGCGCGCGCACACGUGUUCAGUUCCAGACCACGCCCAUCAUGUCAACGUAUCUCCUCGCGUUUGUUGUGUCUGAUUUCGACUAUACGGAAACGAUCCUGGAAAAUAAUUACACGUUACGCAUUUGGUCACAACCGGAUCUUAUCAAUCAGACACACUACGCAUUAGAUUUUGCAACAAAAACCUACGCCUAUUUUACGGACUACUUUCAGAUGCCGGAUGUAGUUCCAAAAGCAGAUCACGUGGCUGUUCCUGAUUUCAGUGGAGGUGCGAUGGAGAACUGGGGUCUCGUGAUAUAUCGCGAGACUGCGUUAUUGUAUGACCCGGAAGUCAGCUCCAGUUCAAACAAGUACAUGGUUACUCUGAUCAUUGCGCAUGAAAUUGCGCAUACGUGGUUUGGUAACAUGGUAACUAUGAAAUGGUGGGACGACUUGUGGCUAAACGAAGGCUUCGCCAGCACGCUCAUGUAUUUUGCAAUGGAUAACGCUUAUCCGGAGUGGAACGUGCUUGACAUCGUCGUUGCCGAAGACAUGUUUCCGGUUAUGGUCAAGGACGCUCUUGUGACGUCACAUCCGGUUUCACCAAAUAUAAACCACCCGGAUGAAAUCGCCGAAUCGUUUGAUCAAAUAUCAUACAAUAAGGGGAUGGCGCUGUUACGAAUGCUGGAAACAUUUUUAGGAAAACAAGGAUUUCGUAAAGGUCUUCAGUCAUACGUAAUGAAAUACAAAUUUGCCAAUGCGGAAAUGUCGGAAUUGUGGGAAACAUUCACGGAGGCCGCUAAUAGUUCAUUGAAAAUCGGCGAGAUAAUGGACACGUGGACUAGACAGAUGGGCUAUCCUGUCAUAAAUAUAAUAUCAGACGGUGAUCACUAUAUUCUCAACCAGACAAGAUUCCUCAUAAACACACAGACGGACAAACAUGACAUCAUAGAAUCCGAUUACGGAUAUAGAUGGUACGUCCCGUUCACAUACAUGACACAGGAGGAUACUGAACCUAAACUUCAGUGGCUUAAAAUGGGUCCAGGACUGAUAAAGAAAUCAUCUGACGGUUGGAUUUUAGGAAAUAUAAAUUACGGUGGAUUUUAUCGUGUGAAUUAUGAGCUGGAAAUGUGGCAGCGGCUUUCUGAACAACUGAAUAUAAAUCAUAGGGUAAUUAGUCCUCCAAAUAGGGCGGGGCUUAUCGGAGAUGCUUUUAAUCUUGCAAGAGCAUCACUACUGGACUAUGGACUGGCUUUAAAACUGACCACUUACCUACGUCACGAGGAAAAUUAUGUGCCAUGGAAAGCUUUCUUCGAUUGUAUAGAGUUUAUACGUGGAAUGUUGUCUAAAGAGAGUGCCUACGUGGCUCUCGAGAAAUAUAUUGCAGAACUUAUUGCACCAGUGUUUGACAAAAUAGGUAUAAAUGAUAAAGGAACUCUCCCAGAGAUGUACUUACGAAGAUUGUUAUUAAAGACCGGAUGUGACUCGGGUGUUAAGGCGGCUAUAAAAUAUGCUAAAGACCAGUUCCAGGCCUGGAUGACAAACGGAACCAGACUUCCGACAGAUUUCUCACAAGUUAUUUACGCCGUCGGCGUAAGAGAAGGGAGUGUAGAUGAAUGGGAUCAUGUCUGGAUAAAAUCUCAACAAACAAAUUCGCCGUCGGAACGAGAAAUGUUGCUGGAGGCUCUAGCACAUACACAAAAACCAUGGCUUCUUUGGAGGUAUGCUAAUUGGAUAUUUGAUGUAGACAAGAUUAAGAUGCAAGAUGUCCGAUUGGUGAUGAGUUACUUCUCUAACACGCCUCUAGGAAGAAUGAUAGCUUUACAUUUUCUGAUGACAAGAUGGGACGAUCUUAAUGAUAAGUUUGGGGAUGAUACAUUUAUAAUUCGAGAAAUGAUAGGGGAGGUAACUUCGUAUGUUAACAGUGAAUUUCAGCUUAACCAGCUGGAGCAGUUAUUUAAGAUGAAGCCCCCAAAAGGUGCGAAAAAAGGUGCCGAUAGCGCCCUGGCUCUAAUAAGGGCAAACAUUGGAUGGAUGGAAAAGAAUUACAAAUCUAUCGAAUCUUGGUUAAACGCCAAUGUGGAGAGUAGUUUUUAAAUUGUAAAAUUCAGAUAUUUUUAAACUCUAUAUCUAAAUAUUCAGACAUUUUUUAUUUGAUAUAUUAUUGUCUGUGAAAUUGUUGAAUUUUGUGUGACUAUUAUAGAGUAUUUUUGUGACGACACAGUUGGUUUAUUGGUUGUCACUCACAUCUUGUCACAUGUUAAAGUACGGAAGACUGGUAGGGACAUGCUAACUUCUAGAAUUCAUCAAUUACUAGUAAAUUUAACGAAUGAAUUCAAGAUUUCAAAAUGUUGAAUCCCUGAAUUCACUUUGUCAACUUCAUUAAUUCACGAUUUCACCUUCGCGAAUUCACGAUUUAAACUUCAUUAAUUAAAAUUCAUGAAUUGACAUUUUGAACUUUAUCAUGAUAACUACAUGAACUCACGAUUUUAAAUUUAUGAAUUUUAAUUUUUUUGCAUACACGCUUUCAGCUUAACGAAUUUCU
Ruditapes philippinarum (Manila clam) is the source of this 3953-nucleotide messenger RNA. Its product is annotated as glutamyl aminopeptidase-like. Gene Ontology annotation, cellular component: cytoplasm. The transcript is spliced from 21 exons. NCBI's taxonomy places the organism in Eukaryota, Metazoa, Mollusca, Bivalvia, Venerida, Veneridae. The record is from RefSeq and is a predicted model, not a curated record. Gene Ontology annotation, biological process: proteolysis; peptide catabolic process. Gene Ontology annotation, molecular function: metalloaminopeptidase activity; peptide binding; zinc ion binding. Bases 419 to 3505 code for a protein of 1028 amino acids.